Molecule: messenger RNA, 1097 nt
Organism: Neltuma alba
Lineage: Eukaryota; Viridiplantae; Streptophyta; Magnoliopsida; Fabales; Fabaceae
Product: protein CPR-5-like
Biological process (GO): defense response; trichome morphogenesis; leaf senescence
Source: RefSeq, a predicted model, not a curated record
AUGUGCACAUCCGCUGUCAGAGAAUCUUUAGCCAAUCUCGACCAUUUGCUGUGUGUAACGUCUGCAUGCCACUUGUUUUGGUGCCUAUCUGACUUCAGAUCAAAGCUUGCUAUGGGAAUCUCAAAACAAUCUUUUAAAGAAGAAAAGUUUAAGAAUGAGCAAGAAGAUCUGAGACAUGGUGAGCUAAGUAAGAAGUGCAUUGACUGUCUUAUUGCCGGUCUGCUUGUUAUGUCAUCCUCACUUUUGUACGGUGCUUAUGUUUAUUCUUAUGAGCGGAUUGCCGAAGCUACUGCAUCUUGUGCACCUUUGACUGAGGAAGGAUACUCCUGGUGGACUCCUAGGUCAGUGUCCUCUUUCAAUUCAAGGAUGAAUGUUUUGUUGUGUCAAGUUCAAGUUGUGAGUAGGAUGACAUUUGGCUUCCUAAUGAUCUGUGCUGUUGCAUAUUUGCUCAUGUGGCGGUCAACAGCAUCGACAACACAGACAAUGCCGGUAACUUUCAUCCUUUUGCUAUUAGGAGUUGCUUGCGGCUAUUUUGGCAAGCUGUGUGUGGAUACGUUGGGAGGGAAUGGUUAUGUCUGGCUCCUAUAUUGGGAGAUUCUGUGCUUGCUUCAUUUCUUGUCCAUUGUUUGCACAUCGGUUUUGUUCCAAAUCCUCCAUGAACCUGUCACUGCAACACAAACAAGAAAGGGUGAUAAAAUUCCUUAUUGGUUCCGAAGAUUCCUGUUCUACGCUUCCUUGCUGGUAUUUCUGCCUCUAUUCUGUGGUCUCUUGCCUUUCGCUGGCUUGGUUCAUUGGAAAGAUCAUUUUAUGAUGAAGGUGACUGAGCAUUUGACAGAUUCGAGUUAGUUUUGUUGGGCUUAGGCAUGUCUUUUUGCUUGAUUCUGAGCUAAAUUGGUAGUAGUGAGUCAAGCAGACAUAAGUUGUCUUUGCCCAAGGCUGUGAUAUUAGUUCCUGUAUCGCUAAUUUUUCUCUUCGUGGAGGGCCAUGUGCAAGUUUGAAGUGGUCCUCUUCUAAGCAAGAGUUCAUAGAGGUGAUGUUUAUUUAUCCGUCGAACGUUGUAAAAUAAAGGCUGUAUUGUAAUUUUUUGGUGAUGUAAU